UACCACGGGCAGCCUCCAAGGACCUUUCCUGGUCUUGAUCAGGGGCCAAAUACGAUAUCUUUCUUGGAAUGUCUUGCUUGAGUCGCCAUAUUUCUCCGCUUUUCGUUUCCUCAUUGAUAAAUUAUCGUUCCGUGAAUCUCCCCAGGCCAGACCUGCCAACUCUAUAUAAAGGAACCAGAGCAACAACAUUUUGCUUAAAGAGAAAACAAUGGCAGAGAACAAAAACCAGAAGCAUUUUGUUCUAGUACAUGGUAUGUGCCAUGGAGCUUGGUGCUGGUACAAGCUCAAACCCCAGCUGGAGUCUGCUGGUCACAGGGUCUCGGUGCUCGACCUUGCAGCCUCUGGCAUCAACAUGGAGGCAAUCCAAGAUGUUCGUACAUUUCAUGAAUACACCAGACCUUUAUUGGGGUUUUUGGCCUCACUCAAUGAAAGGCCAAUAGUUGUGGGGCACAGCCUUGGAGGCAUGAGUUUGGCCCUGGCCAUGGACUUGUUCCCCAACAAGAUUUCAGUUGGUGUUUUCCUAACAGCGUUCAUGCCAGAUACUACACACCACCCAUCAUAUGUUAUUGAUAAGACCUCAGCGGAAGGCUCAGAAGAGGAUUUUCAAACUGUAACCAUUGGCAGCCCAGAACAACCUCUGACGGUAGUAACUAUGGGGCCCAAGUUCUUGGCAUCUCAGCUCUAUCAGCUAUCCCCUGUUGAGGACCUGGAACUGGCUAAAACUCUGGUCAGGCCAGGAUCAGUAUUUCAACAAGAUUUGUCGAAGGCCAAGAAUUUUUCGAAUGAAGGGUAUGGAUCUGUGACGAGAGUUUUUGUUGUGUGCGAUGAGGAUAAAGCGAUAAACCUGGAAUCCCAACGCUGGAUGAUUCAGAACAAUCCGCCCAAAGACGUAGUGGAGAUCAAAGGUGCAGAUCAUAUGGCAAUGUUCUCCAAGACCAAACAACUUUGUGACACUCUCUUGGAUAUUGCAGAUAAAUACGCCUAAUAUUAGUAUAGUAUUAAAUUAAUAAACAAGCUCUAGCAGCUUUUCAAAAAAAAAAAAAAAAUAAACAAGCUAUAGCUCUGUUAAUUAAUAACAUUCCUCUCAUCAGAUAUCAUUGUAUUAUGAUGAUAUACAUAUACUAAUAAUUUCUUUAACAAUGAUGAUAGUGUAAUGAAAUAUGGGAUUGGUACUUCAAAAA
This is a messenger RNA of Theobroma cacao (cacao), 1181 nucleotides long. Its product is annotated as methylesterase 3-like. Gene Ontology annotation, molecular function: methyl jasmonate esterase activity; methyl salicylate esterase activity; methyl indole-3-acetate esterase activity. Gene Ontology annotation, biological process: salicylic acid metabolic process; jasmonic acid metabolic process. NCBI's taxonomy places the organism in Eukaryota, Viridiplantae, Streptophyta, Magnoliopsida, Malvales, Malvaceae. The record is from RefSeq and is a predicted model, not a curated record.